UUAAAGAGAUGGACUAUGUGAAUCCAAUCCGGAUCACCUGUAGCCUACCCGUCCCGACGGAAGUCAUUCUUGCCCAGUAAAAAAGAGUGUCUAUCUCAGACCAUCUAUUGCCCAUAUAUCCUCCGUCUCAGCAACAGCAAGGCCUGGAGUUGAACUGAUUUUGAGGGGAGUUGAACUGAUUUUGAGGGGAGAGAGAUGGAGAUUUGUCAUAUGUUUGGAAAUGGGUUUCAGCCUAUCCUCGCCCGCCCUUCACUCAUAACCUCUUCACUCCCUCCAUCUCCAGCGGUUGCCAGACCCACCAAGAGCUCUCAAUCCACCUCUGCAACCAUCAAUGUUUCGGCCACAUCUCAAAGACCUCUCUCUGUUUCGCACACAAAAAGGCAAUCCGCUAUUCGCGACAUUCAACAAUCCUCUGAAUUGGACUCAGCUCUGGCAAGGUCAGGAGGGAUGUUGAAGGUGCAAGACUUGAAUGUUGUUCUGCGCCAUUUUGGGAAUCUUAGCCGAUGGCAGGAGCUUUCUCAGGAGCAUAACCUAGGUGAUACUGGAGUGUCUGACGUGUGUGGAUCAGAUGAAAUUCAACAUAUGUGGUUCUUCGAGCUCUUUGAUUGGAUGCUGAAACAAGGGAAAAUCAGCAUAUCAUCUUAUAGCAGUUAUAUAAAGUUCAUGGGAAAGAGCCGUAAUCCUGUGAAGGCUCUAGAAGUAUACAAUAGCAUAACAGAUGAGUCAAUCAGGAACAACGUUACUGUCUGUAAUUCUAUUCUUAGUUGUCUAGUUAGGAACGGCAAGUUCGACAGCAGCAUCAGGUUCUUUCAUCAGAUGAAGCAAAAUGGUCUUAGACCAGAUAUUGUUACGUAUAGCACGCUGCUUUCAGGCUGUACCAAAGCUAAACAUGGCUACUCUAAGGCAUUAGAGUUGGUUGAAGAGCUGAAAUACAAUGGAGUGCCUAUGGAUAGCAUAGUCUAUGGGACACUUCUCGCUGUAUGUGCUUCAAAUAAUCAAUGUAAAGAAGCAGAACAAUACUUUAACCAGAUGAAGGAUGAAGGUCAUUCUCCUAAUGUUUUCCAUUACAGCUCUUUGCUGAAUGCUUACUCGGUAGAUGGCAAUUACACGAAGGCUGAUGAGUUGGUUCAGGAUAUGAAAUGUGCAGGGUUAGUACCAAAUAAGGUCAUUUUGACAACUUUGCUAAAGGUAUAUGUUAGAGGAGGGUUGUUCGAAAAAUCUAGAGAAUUAUUAACUGAACUGGAAGCUUUGGGCUAUGCUGAAGAUGAGAUGCCAUACUGUUUACUAUUGGAUGGUCUUGCGAAGGCUGGACAUAUACAUGAAGCAAAAUCAGUUUUUGAUGAUAUGAAGAAUAAACAUGUGAAAUCUGAUGGCUAUUCCGACAGUAUUAUGAUUUCAGCAUUUUGCCGAAGUGGGCUAUUGGAAGAUGCAAAACAGUUGGCUUGCAAUUUUGAAGCCACAUAUGACAAGUAUGACGUGGUUAUUUUGAAUACAAUGCUUUGUGCCUACUGCAGAGCAGGGGAAAUGGAGAGUGUUAUGAAAAUGAUGAGAAAAAUGGAUGAAUUAGAAAUCAGUCCUGAUUGGAAUACUUUUCAUAUCCUAAUAAAAUAUUUUUUCAAGGAGAAGUUGUAUCUGCUUGCUUAUCGUACAAUGGAAGACAUGCACAGGAAAGGGCAUCAACCAGAGGAGGAACUUUGUUCCUUCUUGAUAGAUCACCUCGGUAAAAUUGGGGCCCAUCCAGAAGCAUUUUCUGUCUACAAUAUGUUGAGGUAUAACAAGAGAACAAUGUGCAAGGAUCUUCAUGGGAAGAUUCUGCACAUUCUAAUUGGUGGACAACUUCUCAAAGAUGCAUAUGUAGUAGUCAAGGACAAUGCGGGGUUGAUCCCACAGCCUGCUAUAAAGAAGUUUGCAACUGCAUUUAUGAAGGCUGGUAAUAUAAACUUGAUAAAUGAUGUUAUAAAGGCUCUACACAGUUCUGGCUCCAAGAUUGGUCAGGGUUUAUUUCAUAUGGCUAUAUCACGUUAUAUUGAGCAACCUGAAAAGAAGGAACUGCUUCUCCAGUUGCUACAGUGGAUGCCAGGUCAAGGCUAUGUUGUUGAUUCCUCUACAAGAAACUUAAUCCUCAAGAAUUCACACUUAUUUGGGCGCCAAGUGGUUGCAGAGAUAUUGUCCAAACAGCAUAUGGUGUCGAAAACAUUAAGACCUCGUGAGAUGAAGAAUAGAUGAAGUUAAAAAUGGAAAGAUUCCAGAAAUCUACGGAUCAGAUUCCACCAGAAUUUAUUUCAGCAUUUGGUCGUGAUUUUCUCUUGGGCAACCGGUGGCAUGUAACAGAGCUCUUGCCCACAAUUAUGGCUAUUUCAGGAGCAUUCCUGCAGAAUCUAAAGCACUUCUGAUGGUUUAAGGUAGAAAUUUUUUACGUCCUAGUUGCAAUGGUUGUCCCGGAUUUAGGAAGCUCUUCAGAAGGUGUGUCCCGAGAUGGUGGUCUACAGGUCUUCUCCGUUCUCCAGUAGUAUGCAUACCAUAUUGCUGAUAUGUUGAAACGAAAAUGAAAUUACACAAUAAUAAUAAUGAAUUAUGUGACAUAGGAAGUGUUUUAAAAGUGAUGAAGACAAGAUUUUGAUGUAUGUUUGUACAUAUUAAAUGUCAUUUUUAGUUACCGA
Messenger RNA from Cornus florida, 2660 nucleotides. Its product is annotated as pentatricopeptide repeat-containing protein At1g10910, chloroplastic. The record is from RefSeq and is a predicted model, not a curated record. NCBI's taxonomy places the organism in Eukaryota, Viridiplantae, Streptophyta, Magnoliopsida, Cornales, Cornaceae. The coding region runs from base 196 to 2226 and encodes 676 amino acids. Gene Ontology annotation, molecular function: protein binding. The transcript has 13 exons.